Messenger RNA from Polistes canadensis, 4424 nucleotides. Its product is annotated as venom dipeptidyl peptidase 4. Gene Ontology annotation, molecular function: serine-type peptidase activity; dipeptidyl-peptidase activity. The coding region runs from base 1639 to 3966 and encodes 775 amino acids. Gene Ontology annotation, biological process: proteolysis. The record is from RefSeq and is a predicted model, not a curated record. Lineage: Eukaryota; Metazoa; Arthropoda; Insecta; Hymenoptera; Vespidae. The transcript is spliced from 15 exons.
AGUAAUAUUUGAUAAUUCGAAAGAGAUCGCGGAUAAUUGAUUUUGUCAAUUUAAAUGUACGAGAUAAGGAAUAUCAUGAAUGAUUAAUAGUCUUAACGUAGACGACGAAAAUAAUUAAGAAAAUUUAUCGAAUUGGAUGCAAGAAUCGAUAAUUAUUUUGUCUAUUUCAAUGUCCUCAUGUAAAACUUUAUUUGGCAUAACCGCGAGAAUAAUAAGACCACUUCGGUUUCAGUUCGUGUCGUCAUGUGACAAUCAUAAAAUCACGAUGAUAACCAUGAACGAUCGUAGUUUCGUCAUAACGACAAUACGUUGUCCGUCGGAUAGAAACCUAACCGUUGACCCUGAAAAAACUCAUCGGAAAAUUUAGUUAAAAGACCCUAUAUAUGAAUCUUCAAUGUUUUCGACGAAUGUCAACGCUUACUUAUUGUUAGUUUAAAGUGAUAAUUUUCAAUAAACUUAUCACCGUUAAAGUGAUAAUUCAAAAACCAACUGAGUGAGAGAAAUGUGUCGGAAGAGUAUUCGAGGAAGAAAUUGUGUGUCCCUUAUCUUUUAAGAUAACAAAGGUUCCCCGUCAUUUGACGGCCGACAUUUGAAGAUUACAAAGUGCUAUGACGAGAAACAAAUGUGUUACGAGUCAUGGUCAACGGUCAAAUAAUUAAAUAAAUAUUCGUAUCGUGUCGGUGUGUCGCGUAAAUAGUACUUACAAGGAAAACGAUUAUUUUUCAAGGAAAAGAAAAAAAAAACAAAACAAAAUAAAAAUAAAGAAAAAAAGAACAAAAGGAAAAAAAACCGAAAACCAAAAUUUUUAUCAUCGUUUGAAUUACACCUCUCGGUUGCAGCUACGCGAUCGUUAAAUUUCAAUUUAAAAACAAAAGAACAACGUAUAGUAAUAAAAAUAUCUAAAAUAAUCACGAAUUAAACUUGUAACGUUUAAAUCAACGAUGACAAUGAUGAAAGCCUUAUCGAAAGUGGAUGUGGUUUAUGAAAGAUAGUAUUGUUGUGUUAUAUAUUUUUGUUGUUAUUAAUGUUAAUGUUGUUCGUUUAAAAAGAAUCUCUCUAGUGAAAGAAAAAAAAGGAUAAAUUAGAGAAAAAUUUCAAAAAAAGAACAACGACAGUUUCACGUGUAUUAUCUACGAUCUGAUCAAUCGAAACUUGGCUAUGAACUAACUUGAAGAAGAACGAAAGAGCAAGUGUAAAAAAUUGAGGGAGGUGGUGAAGAAGGUGGAGGAGGAGGAGAAAAAGGAAGAAGGGUGGGAGAAAUAAGAGAAAGAACAAAGCUUAUCUUAUUACGUAUACUCUCUCUCUCUUUUUUAUAUACAAACAUAUAUACAAACACGUAUAUGUACACGAAUAUAUGUCCAUAUGAAAAUAAGGAAAUGUGAGAAUAUAGAGUGGGAUCAAGAAGAAAGAAAGAAGGAAACAUAUAUAAUAUAUGUAAUAUAUAUAUAUUUAAAAAAAAAUUUAUCGAAGUAGGUGGGAGCAUACAAGGAGAACACAAACACGUCCGGAAAAUACUUGAUCGAUCAGUCUUCCUCCAACGUUCUUCUGGGAUCCGUUGGAACGUCGGCUUUUUCGAUCAUCAUCGAAAAGGAUCCCACACAACCAACACAUUCGCAGUCUCCCUAAUCCUUUAAAAACAUGAUUCCACUACGGAGUUUUGUAUUUCUUAACGGAUUCUUCUUUGUCUUAUUGACAGCAAGAACAGUAGUGAGUCGUGUCGUCGAUAAGGAUAACUUGGAGGGGGUAGUUGAAACUCAGGAUGGUUCGAAUCUUUCCAAAGUACCUUUCAAACUUGAGGAGACUUACACUUCCGAUUUUCUAUCACGUACCUUCAACGGUACUUGGACAUCGGAUACCACGAUACUUUAUAUGUCCGAAACGAUAGGAGAAAUUCUUCAAUUUGACGUUGUGAAGCAACAAUCGAGUGUGAUCAUCGAUGUAUCAAUUUUUGACGAUUAUUUAGUAGAAAGUUAUUUAUUAUCACCGACCGGACGAUUUCUUCUUAUCGGAUACGAUGUUCAAAAAGGAUUCAGAUAUUCGACGUUCAUGAGAUAUGUUAUUUAUGAUACUGAACUUGGACAAUAUGAUAAAAUUGGCGAUGGUAUGCAUAUCGCCCUUGUCAAAUGGGCACCACUAACAGACGAUUUGAUAUAUAUCCUCGACAACGAUAUUUAUUAUAAACGUUUCUCUAACAACGGUUUUAAUGAUGUACAAAGAGUGACGGACGAUGGCAUUGCCGGAAUCAUUUAUAAUGGCGUGGCUGAUUGGGUUUACGAAGAGGAAGUGUUACAUGGAUCAUCCGCCAUUUGGUUUUCUCCAGAUGGUAAUAGGUUAGCAUACGCAACAUUCGAUGACAGAAAAGUCCAUGAAAUCUUGUAUCUUCAUUACGGAGAACCCGGCAGCCUCGGGGACCAAUAUCCCACGGAAGUGAAGAUUAAGUACCCCAAGGCUGGCACAUCGAAUCCUGUGGUAUCUUUGACGCUCGUCGAUCUUCACGAUCCUACGUUAAAUAAGAUAGAUUUGGAGGCCCCCAUAGAUAUAGUCGGCACAGACAACGUACUGACCAACGUUCAAUGGAAAGAUUUUAAUAAUGUCAUUGUUACGUGGUCGAAUCGUGUACAAAAUGAGACUGAAAUUGUUUGGUACAACAUGUACGGCGAAACUGUUAAAACGUUUCACAUUGCAGAAUCGGAGGGAUGGGUAGAUAUUAAAAAUUUAUUCUUCUACAAUGAUUCCGUUUACAUGCGUAAACUACAACAAUCUGGAACGAAAGCUGGAAGAUUUAAUCAUGUGACAAGAUACGAGGAAGUUGGAUCAACGCUGAUUCAAAAGGACCUAACUCCGGGUGCAAUAGAGGUUCAAGAUAUUCGUGCAAUCGACCAUUUCAAUGGUAGAAUUUACUAUCUUGCUAGUGGACCUGGGGAACCAUCCCAAAGGAAUUUAUAUUCUGUACCUGCCGAUGGCAGCAAGGAACCUACUUGCAUAUCAUGCAACGUUCUAACGCCCGAAGGUAACACGUGUAAAUACGCAGACGUGUUAUUCUCGCCAUUUAGGUCGUAUUACGUGUUAAUCUGUCAAGGUCCGGAUCCAACAAUCAUCGAUAUUUUCAAUUCAAAUCACAGAAAAGUCUACUCAUGGGAAAACAAUCUGUUAUUACGACGUAAACUCACCAGAAGAGAGUUACCCAUCGUCAAGGACUUAUACGUUCGUGCAAACGGUUACGAUAGCAAAGUCAGACUAUUUUUACCACACAAUUUCGACGAGAGUAAAUCGUAUCCGAUGUUGGUCAAUGUAUAUGCUGGACCAAAUACGGCAAAAAUAAACGACGCAGCUUCGUACAGUUACCAAUCGUAUAUGGCAACAAAUCGUAGUGUGAUCUAUGCUUACAUCGAUGGUAGAGGAUCAUCGAACAAGGGUAGCAAAAUGCUUUUCGAAAUUUAUAGAAAUUUAGGUACCGUCGAAGUCGAGGAUCAAAUUACCGUAACUAGAAAACUUCAAGAAAUGUAUCCCUGGAUCGAUUCUAAAAGAACGGGUAUCUGGGGUUGGAGUUACGGUGGUUUCUCUACGGCCAUGGUAUUGGCUAAAGACACGGAUUCCGUUUUCAAGUGCGGAAUAUCCGUGGCACCAGUAUCUUCUUGGAUUUAUUACGAUUCCGUUUAUACUGAAAGAUUCAUGGGUCUUCCAACACCAGAAGAUAAUCUUAAAGGUUACAAUGGAACAGACGUAUCUAGACGAGUGGAGGGUAUUCGUGGGAAGAAAUUUAUGUUGAUACAUGGUACUGGUGACGAUAAUGUUCAUUAUCAACAGUCAUUGGCAUUGGCAAAGUCCCUUGAGGAAUCUGAUAUAUUGUUCGAACAAAUUACCUACACGGAUGAAGCACAUGCGCUGUAUGGUGUUUUACCACACCUUUAUCAUUCGAUGGAUAGAUUUUGGAGUGAAUGUUUUAGUUGGUCUAAUGCUUACUGAUGCAAAUAAUUCUUUUUCUUCGAUGAUCGAAGAAUUUAUGACAUCAGGGAAAAUAGAAUAAUCGAGAAGGAAACGUCAUAGAGGAAGAUUUGUGUUGUUUAAAAAAAAAAAAAACGAUACGUAAGAAAACAUAUCAGGGUGAAUUUCGGGAUACAUUUAUCUCGUAAAUAUUCAAUUGUAUUUUUGAUUCGAUUCAAAUCGGAUCGUAGCUAUUGAUUAAAUUUGUUAAUUGAACUUUUUUUCUCGAGCACGUGAAAGAGAAUGAAUUAUAUAUAUGUAGAGAGAGAGAGAGAUUGUUUGUUGUUGUUUUCGAUAUAUUUUAGGUCUUUGAUAAUUUUUUCAAAUUAUUUCUAAAAUAAUCUUUUUUUUUUAUUGUUUAAAUUUUCAUUUGGAGAAUAUUUUCACACAUUGUACAGAAUUAAAAAUUAAUUUCUAAUAAAUACAUAUAUAUGAAUUUU